AGAUAUCUGUCAUUGUCUGUCACAUUUGGGUAAGGUAGAGGUGAUUAUAAUAAGCUGAAACAUAAUGGAGGUUUGGUCGUGGAUAUAAACGAGGUAAUCUCAGUACAGAAAGGGAGUCGGAGAAGACCAGACUAGAGCUGGUAAUCAUCACAGGGCAAGAGAGCUCAGUUGGGAUGCUGCAAUGGUAACAUUAUCUAAUAAAUCUCUCAUGUAUUUUGAGGAUCUGACGCUGCCCACAUUUCAGGUUAUUGUGAUGUCUGGAAGCAUGGGAUGUGCACGAUGUCAACAAAGAGUUACCCGAGUUAUGUCAAAGAUGACUGGAUUAAGAGAGUAUACAGUGGAUGUGAAAGAGAAACAAGUUAUUGUAAAAGGGAAUUGCAGAAAUCAACAGAAGGAGGAAGAUGAUUAUUUUAAAUGCGAAAUGAACAAAGAGCGUUGUUGUCCACUAAAAUUGCUCUUGGGAUCAUUUGUAGCAUCUUGCUUCAGGAAACAAAUUGCUGAUUAAUCAAAGCAAGUGAAAAUGAGAUAAAUCCCAUAAAGGCUGAGGAAUUGUUGAGGCCUGAGGGUGAGCAUCAGAACUGGAAAAAGGUUGACCCUUGACAGGAACGGGUUUAAAGUGGGUUGCUUGGAAAUGGGCCCCAAGGCUUUGCUUCAUGUUGUAAGCUAUGGGCUGAAAUAGUGCAUUUGCCUUUAACCCAGUACUGGACUGGGGGAAAAAGUCGUAGAUUUUCUUGCUCUCCAUAGGAAAAAUUAUAUAUUAUUUCUGUAGUUUCAUAUAGGAUAUAGCAUAUAUAAAAGGACAAACUCAUUAUAUUUAUAUAUGUAGGAGUGAAUAGGUCCCAACAUAUGAUAAACAAUCAUAAUUAUGGUGUUUAAGUAAAAUUAUUUUUUUUUAUAUAGACGAAAAAUUAUAGAGUA
Molecule: messenger RNA, 918 nt
Organism: Hevea brasiliensis (rubber tree)
Lineage: Eukaryota; Viridiplantae; Streptophyta; Magnoliopsida; Malpighiales; Euphorbiaceae
Exons: 4
Coding region: 182-505 (107 amino acids)
Molecular function (GO): metal ion binding
Source: RefSeq, a predicted model, not a curated record